Messenger RNA from Dromiciops gliroides (monito del monte), 2168 nucleotides. RefSeq names its product leucine rich repeat containing 56 (gene LRRC56). Gene Ontology annotation, molecular function: protein binding. The record is from RefSeq and is a predicted model, not a curated record. Lineage: Eukaryota; Metazoa; Chordata; Mammalia; Microbiotheria; Microbiotheriidae.
CUUUGCUGCAGUGAGGACCCAGAUCAAAUGAAAUCACAUAGAGUUGUAAUGGCCCCCAGGCAGCCCAGUUUUUACUUCUCUGGCUCUUUUCAGAAUCAGUAUGAAAAUGAAGGAGGCUGAUGGGUCAAGUCAGCUGCUCAUGGAUCCUCCCUGGGACAGAGGCCUCCGGGGCCCUCGGACAGGGGCAGCCAGUGUGCGUGUGACCGAUCUGAGCUGGCAUGGUCUCCAGAACCCCAGGCCCCUGAGGAAGGAUGACAGCCGCGCCGAGGUGCUGCUAGAGGAGUACCUGUCCCCCUCCAAGCUGCAGGCUCUGGCUCAGGUGGACGACCUACGGCAAGUGACAGCACUUGAGAUGUGCGUGGACACACGGGAGAACAGUCUGGGGAACUUUGGUGCCCAUCUGCCCAAUCUGAUCCAACUGAAACUGAACAGCAGCCGGCUGGCCUCCAUCAGGGACCUGGGCACCUCCCUGUCUCGCCUUCAGAUUCUAUGGAUGGUUCGCUGUGGGCUGGCAGACUUGGAUGGAAUCUGUUCCCUUAGCUCUCUGAAGGAGCUCUACAUGUCCUACAACAACAUUUCUGACCUGAGCCAAAUCUGUCUGCUGGAUCAGCUCGAGGUUCUGGACCUGGAGGGCAACAACAUUGAAAAUCUAGAGCAGGUUCGGUACCUAGGUCUCUGCAAGAAACUCAGCACACUCACUCUGGAGGGGAAUUUGAUCUGCCUGAGGCCAGACCCAGAAGCACCUGAGGCUCCAGACUAUAACUACAGAGCUGAAGUGAAAAAGCUCAUUCCCCACCUCCAGUUCUUGGAUGACCUGCCUGCUGGUCAGACCUCCCUCCAGGUCACUCGGAAGCUCAGUAAAGACUGGCUUAUUGUCAAGGAGUCCAUCAAGGAGGCCAGUAUGGACCGUGCGAGGUUUAAUGCUCAUGCAGGCCUACUCAGGCAGAGGCUCAGCCCCAAUCUGAGGCUGUCCACCAGCCCCUUGCCACCAGGUACCCGGUCAUGGACUCUCCCUGUGGGCCGGCUGCCCUGGACAAUCCCCCUGUCAUCUCCUGGAAGUCCUCUUCCAGAAGCCUUGCUCCCUGAGGAGCUGGCCCCUGACAGCAGCGACUCCAGUGAACUGACCCAUGGUGCCAGCCGAGUCCUCUGUGGAAACCCCAUCAAAGGCCUACGGGAACGCCGGCAAAAGCUACAUGAACACAAUGGACUCACAGCUGGCCAACCUCCACCCCUGGGAUCCAUCAGGUCGCCCACUCAGGAACUGGAAGAACCCUCUGGUGGGGAAGAGGACCUCUUCAACUGGCCACAGAACCUCUGGGCGGACUUUAAGGCUUGGAAGGAGGAGCAGCAACAACUGAGACUGAAUAUGCUGCUUGUGGGGAGAAGUUCCCAGGGUUCCCAGUUGUGUUCCCAGGAGGAAGAGGAGAAGGCCUCAAUUGUGUUGAAUGACCGGGAGGAAGAGGAGAAGGCUAAGGGCCCCUUUGAGUCUUGCCCCAGCUCCCCAAGCCCUGGCCCAGAUCCUUCCAAAUUCAUGAGCAGCAGCAUGUGGCUGGCCGGGCCCAGCUACCACCUGAUUCCUUCUGCCCUCAAACAUCCAUCCCCUCCCCCGCUGCCCAGCCCCAGCGGGCGCUCGAGGUCGGAGCUCAGGGGCAGGCGCUUGAGCCUCAACCUUACUGUCAGCCCAUUGGCCAAUUCGGAGGCAGGGGCCCACCUAGGGGAGAGGCUUGCCAUGCUGACUCCCUUCAGGUGUCUCACUGCCCUGAGAAGCCCAGGAUCCCAGAGCCAGCCAGAGCAUCGAGGAGUCAGGCCAGCCAUGGGAUCUGGACCCACCGAGCCCAAGCACAACCCCAGAAGCCUCAGAGCCUCCGUCCAAUCUCCAGUGUCUGUUGGCUCCUACACACCCUCCCCACUGGAUCCCGGCUUCUCCCUCCUCAGACAUCAGGCAGAGAAAAGUGCGUCCAAAGGACCGGCCUGUAGGCAGCCUGUUACCUGCUCUCCAGCCAAGGCCCCAGAGAAGAUGCUCCUGGCAGCCCCCGCUCGGCCGCUCCCCAGCAGCACCAACACCCUACACAGGCUGCCCAGCAGGCCCAGCCUGGGACCCACCGCUACCCCACCCCCAACACCCCCAGCACAUCCCCAGAGGAACUCCAAGUCUUAACAUGGUGGUG